This is a messenger RNA of Cantharellus anzutake, 941 nucleotides long. RefSeq names its product kinase-like domain-containing protein. The record is from RefSeq and is a predicted model, not a curated record. Gene Ontology annotation, molecular function: protein kinase activity; ATP binding. The coding region runs from base 65 to 721 and encodes 218 amino acids. Gene Ontology annotation, biological process: protein phosphorylation. NCBI's taxonomy places the organism in Eukaryota, Fungi, Basidiomycota, Agaricomycetes, Cantharellales, Hydnaceae. The transcript is spliced from 4 exons.
UUGGCUGGGACGUGAUGGUCAUUUCACUGUCAUUCACUCGUAAUCCAAGCGACUGGCCCGUGAAAUGACAGUGUGGCGCAAGUUGACGCACGAACAUGUGGUUUGGCUUCACGGUUGGAUACCUUAUGUCGAGAGCCCGGAAAAUUUAUGCCCGAGUUUGGUGUCAGACUGGUGCGACGAAGGGGAUGUUACAACAUUUCUAAAACGCAGUCCUCACGCUGAUCGCGAGGCCCUGGUUUGCGGAAUAGCUCAUGGUCUGGAAUAUCUUCAUUCGGAGGAAAUUGUGCAUGGCGAUAUGAAGCCCGACAAUGUGGUCGUAAGUGGUGGGAGAACCCCGCAGUUGUGCGAUUUUGGACUUUCGUUCAUUGUAUCGGACACGUCAACAUACAUCCAUGCAUCGAGUCUACUCGGAACAGCGCGAUACGUAGCGCCAGAAGUGUUUGAGUCUGAGGAGCCUUUUCGAAACAAAAAAACCGACGUCUGGGCAUUCGGAUGUACAGCUAUGGAGAUCCUUCGCAGCGAGCCACCAUAUCCCACGAUUAGGAACGACCUCGCCGUUUUCAAAGUUAUCGGGACGAUACUGCCGUUUAAUCCUUCAGCAACCCAGCCUACCGAGGAGACUCUUGUCCGCUGCUUCGAUCUUGAUCCUGAGGGUCGAAUCAAUAUGGGAGACGUCAUAAAAUGCCUGAAGCAGAAUGCAUCCACUCUGACAAUUUCGUAGCGAACACAAUCUUUCAGUCAUACACUUCGAUUUCCCAGCGCUGCAAUUCUCAGUACCACAUGAGCGAGGUCUGUUUGCUCGAUCUUGCGCUGUGGGUACACGGAUCAGAAGUGCGGACACACAUUGUCUGGGGGGUCGAUUACGUUUACACGCCGGUGAAUCUCUACUCUAAGUUACAAUCCAAGGCGACUACCAGGAGUGUUGCCAAAAUUAGAGCGAG